AACUACAAAUCCCGUGAAGUCCAGUUCAUUUUCACACUAUUCUAGAAACGCGUCUUAAAAUUCAGGCUCUUACAACUUCUCGUGCUAGUUGUCUUUAGACACUUUUCCACAUUUCCACAGCUGGCUUUCCGCUUUUGGGGGGCGUGUGAAAGAUACUUCCAUUCACACUGCGUGACUGCAGUUGCUAUUUGAUUCUAAUGUUUUCAGCACAUCUUCGUCUGGAGGAUGAUGCAGAGCACCAGGUCAGGAAGCAUCGAGCUGGAGUUCAUCACAUUUCCCCCCCUUGCUCCUUUUAGUAACCCUGAUUUGGCCACAUUCAGCGGGCCAACCAGAGACUUGCGUCAUCUGACAGGUGGAUCUAUGCCGAAUACCUGGGAUAGAAGAUGCAUGAGGAAACAGAGGAGAAGGACAGAUGAUGAAAGCUGCAGUCCUAAACGGCGAAAGGUGAUGGGAGAGGAAGGAGCAGAUGAGUAUCCAAGUCCUAAAGUAAGCCAAAGAUGGUCUGUGGAGUCUAUCACCACUUCCCCUUCUGAGGCCAGCCCGGUUCAACUGCAGACUGAACCCAGGACAGAGGAGAUGGGUCUGCCCUUUACAUCCACUCCGUCUCCAUUACCCAGAGUUCCCACAGAAGGCUCAAGCAUGGAGGUGGAGGCCACUCAGAGGAGACUGCAGGAGAUAGAAGACAGGAUAACUUUGGAGGAUGAUAGUGAUGAAGAAGAGCUUGAUGUGGAACCGGCUCAGCGCAGACCAGUGCUGGUGAUGUCCGACAGCUUAAGAGAGGGGCUACAGCGGGGGAUUGGUGACAUUCUACCCCAAACAGUAGCGCAGUCAGUGAGCUGCUCCUGUAUGGAAUUGGUGUUGUGGCGCCCCCCAGAGGACCCUCUCACCCAGAGGCUGAAGGACUCUUUACAGAAACAGCAGCGCAAGCAGUUGGCAGUGAGCAGACAGACUCCCACCCCUGUACCGCCUAUCAGCAGCCCCCCACCCCAACCCCAGUUCACAGCACCCAGUGAGCAGACUUUCAGCCCGCUGUUCAGCAGCCCUGCGCUCCUCAACUCUGGAGAGGAAGACAUGGAGUUAUAGAGGGAAAUCUUUACCAAAUCCUGUGUGUGGAAAAAAGCUUUGAACUUUAUCAGUGCAAACAAGGAAUUGCCAUAAGGGGAGAGCAUAAUGAGCACUUCACAAAUGCUCACAUGAGAUUUCUCUUGUGCCAUGUAUUCUUUGUUUCAACCUGAGCUGCUUUUGUAGGUGGGACCAUAUUUGCACUAGACUAAAUGGGAAGUAUCCUAUGUGAACGUGGUCAGUGGUACAUUGGUUGAAUGAUUCAUAUUCACUCUGUUUGCUGUUGAUAGCUGUGAAAAUUAAAACACGUUACUGAUUGACAAUGCAAAAUAUUUUAGGUUUUUCUUCAUGCAGUUACUAUUAUUUCAGUGUAGUCGUAUACUGUAUACAAAUUCAGUGCGCUUGAUUUGUUACAAUCUGCCAUAUUAUUUACACGUGAUAUUUGCUUUUUUUGCAGAGAUUCAACUGGUCAAAACCUGAGACUCCUUUUAUUUUCUUCUUCAUGGUGUCCAUAUUUUAUUUUAUUUUUUUUUAAAGAUGUUGUAGUUAUGGAAAGCCACGAUUGAUGAAAUGAAUGGGAGCUUGAUGUAGGAAGGGUCACCAUGUGCUCUUGAACUGGACAGACAGAGAUAGCAGCACUAAUCUUUGUAACCGGUUUAAAUAUCUACACAACAGAAAUAUGAUUGUUGGAGGAGAUGCAUGGGCAUACAAAUCUAUUGAUUUCAGUUGUUCAAAUUACCUGGUUCUGUUUUUCUAGCUGAAGAACAAAUAGCACUUCUAAGUCUGGCUGUAAUUAUUAAACAACAGUAAAAUAAGCUGCAAACAUUGACCUAAAUUGUUUAAACGUUUUGUUUCACCUUUUUGCAAUUUAUACAUUUUGCCAAAUGUCAAAAUAUAAAAUUUGUAAAUAUUGACUAUAUCACACUAUGACAGACUUGUUUUUUUAAAUAAAAUCAGUUUGGCAAUAUA
Molecule: messenger RNA, 2031 nt
Organism: Onychostoma macrolepis
Lineage: Eukaryota; Metazoa; Chordata; Actinopteri; Cypriniformes; Cyprinidae
Gene: ccdc117
Product: coiled-coil domain containing 117
Exons: 6
Coding region: 226-1083 (285 amino acids)
Source: RefSeq, a predicted model, not a curated record